Molecule: messenger RNA, 1873 nt
Organism: Tetranychus urticae (two-spotted spider mite)
Lineage: Eukaryota; Metazoa; Arthropoda; Arachnida; Trombidiformes; Tetranychidae
Molecular function (GO): protein binding
Source: RefSeq, a predicted model, not a curated record
ACUCUUGUUGCUACAUUGUGAUUAAGUCACACACUUCCUUUACUCUUUGGUCUCACAUGUGUUUAAAUCUUGCUUAUACCAAAGAGCUACUAUUUGUUAUGCCGAAUGAAAAUCUAAUACCCUCCUUUGGUGAUAUCAUCGUGUUUUGAAUUCAUUGAUUUCUUAUGUCUAAUUAAACCUUUUGAGUUUGAAGUAUUUCAUUGUGAUUUUUUGACGACCAUAGCCGCCAUGGAUAAAGAAGAUGGAAAUAAUGAGAAAUUGAAAAUUAUAAAUAGAAAAAGGAAAUAUAAUGUUUCCAAAAAGCUCAUUUGUUCAUCUGUACCUUACUUCGAGAAAAUGUUUUGCUGCGAUUUAUUGGAAUCUAAAAGAAGCAAGGUGGAGCUAGAUUUUGAUGAACAUGUAUUCGAUGCUAUCCUCGAUUGGAUUCACUCGGAAUCAUUCUUCCUCCAAAUGGAAAAUGUUAUUAGUUUUUACGAAGCAGCUGAUUAUUUGAUGAUAAAUGAACGUUUGUUUCAACCUUGUUUGGCCUUUUUCCACGAAAAUUUCACCAUUAAACAUCUACCAGUUGUGCUACCUCAAGUUACCAGAGUGUCUAAAAUCUUGACUUCUGGAGCUAUUAACAACAUAAUUUGUCGCUAUUUUUUGAUGAUCGCCAAUACGGAAAUUUUCUUGAAUUAUCCAGUUGAGACAGUUGAAGCUAUUCUCAAAUUAGAUUUGAUGGUUUACUCUGAAUAUCAAAUUUUUGAAUCAAUCAUGAAAUGGGUGAAUGAAUAUGUCGGACCUCGAAAAGAACUACUUCCACAACUAUUGGAAUGUGUUCGUUGGUCUUUCAUGGAUCCUGAUGAUAUUUGUAAGGUAAAGGCUAAUGAAUUAAUCAAGAUGCUGCCUAAUUUCGACGCAGUUACUUUCGAAAAUGAUGAAACUGGCUUCGAUCGCAGCAAACAAAACUUCUUUGUUUCUAUUCAUCAAAGAGAUACAUCAACACUAAGAAUAAAAGCGUUUGAUGAUGACUUUUUUUGUUUCACGAUUGGUGAUUUUACUCAAGAUGAUUCUAUGUCACUUAAAUUCAUUCAUGGAGAACACAUUUCAGAUAUUUUAUUUGAUUCUGGAACAAAAGGAGUUCGAAUUGAUUGGGUUAAGAAGACAUUUCGAUGGCUCGACUUCAAAGUUGCCGGUAAAACUUACUACAGUGACUUAAUUAAAUUCCUGGUAAAGUUUUCAGAUAAUCUCAGUUAUAACUCCUGCUGUUUAGACGACAAAGAUGUAAAGCUUCCUGCUUCAAUUUCCAGUGAAGAUAGACUGCUUCUUGAAUCUAAUGGUAAAACCAUUUUGAUUGGUAAAACUCUCGACAAGAUGAAGUGGUUUGGUCUAUUCCCAGCUAAACAUAAAAGUUGGUUCAAUGGUUAUAGAGAUCGAAAAACCUAUUUUCAAGCUACUGUUUUGGACAAUGUUGUUUACAUAUUGACGAAGGAUCUCGAAUUUAUUCAAUUUGAUCGAGAAACUAAAUGUUUCGACAAGAGGGAACCAUUCAAAGACGAAAAAUGGGAUUUCAAUGAUUUAAUCUUGACUUCUCAUCAAACAAACGAUGACAAAGUUAUUUUGGUCAACAAGAGAUCUGGAAAAGUGCAUAUUUUUUGUCUUGAUGAGGAUGAAUGGAUUGAAAAAUAUUGUAUCAUGAAUGUAAACUUUUGUUCCAACAAUUCUGGUUCUUCUAUUGCUAAGCUGAUUGCCUUCACUUCUACAUUUUUACCAAUGAACGUUAUUGAACCUCUGUAUGAGCAUAGCGCUGAUUGACUCUGAGCUACCAUAUGUACCAUACUGUUCCGCUUUAAUUUAAGUUUCAAAUUUUCCAUAAAAUUAUUCGUAUUUAAAA